Messenger RNA from Onychostoma macrolepis, 2662 nucleotides. RefSeq names its product thymocyte selection associated family member 2 (gene themis2). The coding region runs from base 296 to 2332 and encodes 678 amino acids. The transcript has 6 exons. The record is from RefSeq and is a predicted model, not a curated record. Gene Ontology annotation, biological process: T cell receptor signaling pathway. NCBI's taxonomy places the organism in Eukaryota, Metazoa, Chordata, Actinopteri, Cypriniformes, Cyprinidae.
AGCAGUAUUGCGCAAUUAAUAUUAAUGAGCUCAGCCUUCGCCAUAUGUAUGGCGGUUGUAUGGGCAGGAUGACAACACCUUCAUUAUUAACGCAGUUAUUCUAUGUUGAAACAAAAAGUACAUGUAUAAUAAUUGACAUGUAGUUAUUUCGAUAAAUAAAUAUACGCAAAUGAAAUGCUUGUGUAGUGUGGUGUCUGUGGUUCUGGGUGAGUCCCUCGAGACUUCCUCUCUGAGCUCUAGUGUCAGCGCGCGCAGAAGACCAGCUCAGUGUGUGAUUGUGUGUCAGCUGUGAGAGAUGGGAGACCUCCAGUCUCUGCGAGACUUCAUCAACUGUCUGGAUCAAAAGUCUCUACCCCGCAUCCUGCAGGUCUGCUCGGGGGUUUACUUCCAGGGUUCCAUUUAUGAGCUUUCAGGGAGCGAAGUGUGUUUAUCUACUGGAGAUCUGGUGAAGGUGAUUGGUUUAGAGCUUCUGUCUGCAUCUUGUGAGGAGAUUGACACUGGAGCUUCAUUUGAAUUGCCUACUCAAUAUCCAGGUCACUUCAGUCUCGUCGCUGAGGACCUACCGUACAAUACAAUAGAGGAAAUUGUGGGUUUGUGUCCUGUUGGAGUGGACGCCUGCGGCUCCUUCACCUUCAUAUGCCAAAACGAGCUGACUAUAGACGACUUCACGCUAUCUGCAGGAAAACAGCUGACCCUGCUGUCAGUGGAGGUCGCCAGAGAUGGAGAAAGACUGGCACGGUGUCAGGUGCUGGGGCAGAACAUGGCCUCUGCAGAGAUGCUCCUUCCUCUGGCCCUCAAAGGAGAGUUUUACGAGUGUCAAAGUGACCAUGGCUACUCUCUACAGGAAAUCAUGUCGUCAUCCAGACUGAGCUGCCGUCGCUUCCGCAAUACAACUGAGAACAACAGUGGAAGCUCGUUGAUCUUCAGCCCAGUGUAUGAAAUCAGUGCCAUCAUGCAUAUGAGGAAGAACGUUGUCAAGUUCCCAUCCAGCCUGGAAGUGGAUGUCCAGGAUGUGACAGAACAGUACCAGGAUUUAGUUUUCAUAACUCCUUUUUCAAUGACUGAAGUUGCGAGUCAGCCAACGGAGUCCUUCCCGACUAUGGCAGAGAUCCUCGAUGGCCCAGAAGGCAACCAGUUUUUUAAUUGCAGCUGGUUCCAAGAACUGCAAAGAGGCAGGCGGCUCGUGUUACAUGCGUAUGGCACAAAAACAAUGAUAUUAGCCUCAACUCCAAAGGGGAGGAAGGGAAAACAGUACUUCAUCAUCUCAGAGGGGUACGGGGGACGAAUGAGAAGGAGGGCGCGGGAAUUUGGAUCAGUGUACGAGCUAUACUUGGCAAGCUCUCAGUCUCCGGGUUUGAAAGUAAGCGUGACUCGGCACUGCGAGGCGGUGGAGGAAGAGGGAAUGCCUGCGCUCAGCGUCGGAGAGCAGCUGGAGGUGUUGGGAAAGGCGCUGAUGGGCGGACUCGGGGAUAAAUCUGGAGCUGCUCAGAAAGUUGAAUGUUUAAUUUGCAAACGAACUAUGGAGGUGGACGAUGAGGACGAGGAGGAAGAGGAUAGCGAGGAAAUCUCUUUGCCGUUGUUUAUGACAGGUCACUUUGUGGAAAAGCUUUCGGACAACAAAAAGUAUAAAUUAACAGAUAUCAUAAGCAGCUCUUUGCCUCUGGAUGUUAAAGUUGUGACUCGGGAUAAAGACCUAGAAAAAGAUCCCCUGAUGGGGUUACCAGCACUUAAGCUUGAGGAGACUUUCACGGAGACCGUAGUGUUGACAAGCCUACCAAAUAAACCAGACUGCUGCUUUGAGUUGCCAGUACGCUGGUUACAAAUGUCUCUCUGUUUCACCUCCGAUCAUUUGCCGUGGUCGGAGUCCCCAGAAUGUCACGUAGAGACAGUCACUGAGGUGACGGAGAAAUUCUACUAUGAAUAUCAUAAACUCGUAAGCAAAUUUGAGGAACCACCUCCUCGUCCACCAAAGAGGAAGUCAUCCAGUUCAGAAGUGCCCAAGUCCUCCAAGUCUGAAUCUAAAUCAACAAACUUAAGGAGCGCUGUGACUAAACAGCUCGACAACCUUUCGCUGGGUCAGGCAAAGGGAAAACGGGCUCCUGCUCCACCUCCACCUCCGCCAAAUGAUACUCCAGAGUCAGACCAACCCCCUCCACUGUUGCCUAGGAAAAGCUCCUCAAUACCUGAGAGCGUCAGUGUGCACAAUACGUAUGUGAAAACCCCAACAGUAGCACACAAAUCAGCACAGAGACUCUCUGGCUCUGACUCGGAUCAUGACUACGAGUAUAUCGAAGAAGCAAUUAAAAACCCCCAUGAAAGCUUCUUUUAUUAGUUCAAGGAUACUUGUAUUUUUGUCUUUGUAUUUGUAAUGUGUACUUUUUGUAAUUACUUUUUGUAUUGCUGUCUUCAUAGCAAGACGUGCCAAAGAAACCUAAGAAAUCAAAAAAAGCACCAGUUAAUAUGGAGUCUCCACUGUAUCCACAACUAAUGCUAGUCUGAAAUACUUUUCACUGUGUCUCAAUACUCAAAGACAAUGCAAGGAUUAACAAAUAGAACAUUUAUUGUACAUCAGACAAUGUCCUUUUCACUGCUUUUUCUUUAUGGCAUGCUGAAAGAAAAUAACUUUCGAUGAGUGUGCUUUUAUUAAAAUGACCAAAACUAA